Molecule: messenger RNA, 608 nt
Organism: Frankliniella occidentalis (western flower thrips)
Lineage: Eukaryota; Metazoa; Arthropoda; Insecta; Thysanoptera; Thripidae
Gene: mRpL42
Product: 39S ribosomal protein L42, mitochondrial
Exons: 2
Coding region: 141-509 (122 amino acids)
Cellular component (GO): mitochondrial large ribosomal subunit
Source: RefSeq, a predicted model, not a curated record
UGUUUGUUUGAACAUUUAUUUAUUUCAUUCUGCUACGGGUAGGAAUUGCUUGAGUAAUAAGAAAUUGACGAUAAUUUUGACUUAAGUUCGAACCAAGGUCAAGUUUAUACACGCAAGUGCUAUCAUUUCAUCCCGGUACUAUGUUUUCGAGGAGCAUAUUAGUGUCGCUCACAAGGGGAGGUUAUCGUAUACCGCUAGCAAAAUGUUAUUCAUCAAACACUCAGGUGGUUGUCGCUGAUGAUGGUAGAACUCUGGUCUGCUGGCACCCCGAACCUGAAGUCCCUUACGAACUGACUUCACCAUUACCCAAAGAAGAAGUGGUCAACCAAUCGGUCAUAAGUGCGUUGAAUGGGAACGAUAAGUCUGACGUCUCCCACUUAGAAGCUUUAAAGGAAGAGCUUGCUCGUGAACAACUCAUGAAAAUGACAUUUACCACCAAGCACAGGUGGUUCCCUCGUCCUGGAAAGAGAGAAGCCAAGAAAACUCCCAUGGACCGCCCAUAUCUGUGAUUUUUUGUUAAAUUGAAAAGUUUCAAAUAUAGUUUAAUAUCAGUGUGUAACAAGCUUCUUUAUAAAUUGGAUAGGAUGUAUUAAAAAUUACAAGCCAUA